Molecule: messenger RNA, 507 nt
Organism: Cetraspora pellucida
Lineage: Eukaryota; Fungi; Glomeromycota; Glomeromycetes; Diversisporales; Gigasporaceae
Source: the annotation of a GenBank genome assembly
AUGACCGUCACUUUAGGUACUACUUUAAAAGUGACAUCCGAAUACGCAAAUUUUAAAAUUCAACCAAGUAAAUCGAUACAUUUCAAAAUGUCUAGCGCAAGUGGUGUUAAUGCCAGCGAUGAAUGCAUGGAAGUUUUUCAAGAACUUAAAUUAAAAAAAAAAUACAAAUACAUUUUGUACAAAAUUAAUGAUGAAAAAGACAAGACAGAAAUCGUUCUUGAUAGGGCAGAAGAAAAUGCCACCUACGAAGACUUCAAGGAUGUCUUGGUUAAAGAAUUGAAACAACAGCCCCGUUACGCCGUUUUUGAUUUCGACUACGAAAAGACCGGUGAAGGUCCACGUAAUAAGCUCGUAUUCUUCUCUUGGGUCCCCGACACUGCGCCUGUCAAAACCAAGAUGCUUUAUGCUUCAAGCAGAGAAGCUAUCCGCAAGAAGCUUGUAGGCGUUGGAAUUGAAGUACAAGGAACUGAUGAAGAAGAAGUUGACUAUGCAACCGUUCUAGAGAAA